AUGGCUGUGAGUUCAGGGGCUAGUCCUGCCCUCCAUGAAGACUCAACAAUGACACCACCUCUCAACUCCUGUGAAGCUCCAGGGUUGGGCUCUGGUACCAUCCUUGGGCCCAACCCAGAUGUACUCCUGGUUCCUAUCCCAAGUCCUGAAUUGGCCCAUGUUCAAGACCUUCAUCCAGCUUUAGAGGAGGCCCCUGGCCAUGACUCUGAUAACACCCCCAGUCCUUGUGACAAUGGAGUCUCAGAUCCAGCCUCUCUCCAGAUGACCAGUUGCUGCCCUAUGGAAACUGUGGACUGGAAUUCAAAUCACACCUCCAAGCUUGACCCACAGGGAGCCCUCCAUCCAGCCUCAAAUCCUGUACUGAAACCUGGCUCUUCUGAAGACACCGGUCUGAGCCUGGAUAACCUGUCUGGGCCAAACACUGAGCAGGCCUUCAAUUCUGCCUCAAACAAGAUUUUUGGUUUGGGCCAGAGUAACUCCAAUCCCUCCAGGCCAGAGUUAAACUCAUUUGUAAGGCCCCAAUCACAAGAAGAGCCGGGCCCCUCUGUCCCCAGGCUGGGCUUGCAGAUUCUCCUUCCAGCCUCCAGCACUUCUCAGGAUCAGGGUUCCAGUCAACUGCUCCAUGGGAUCUCAAGAAAUAUCUCCAAACUGAACCUGAAUGUAGUUCCUGAUUCAUCUGGAACCCUGAUCCCAGAGACCAGUCAGACCAUCCCCAUGUCACACAGCAUCUCCGGAUCCAUUUCCAAAGGAGUCUUCGGUACAACCUGGAGCACAAACUCCAAGGGCACCGUCAAUGUGGGUUCAAAUGGCCAGCCCACAACUGAUCUGAGCACGACUGUCAUUCAAGCCUCAACUGUCACCAUGAUUUCUGGCUCCAAUGAUGGUGUCAGCCGGCACUCUAGCUCCCAUGGACCCAACUCUACUCACUCUCCAUCUUUAUGCAUGGUCCCACUCCUGGGCUCCAACGAAACUGUGAGCAUGGGCUCCACCUUCAUGAUCAGUGAUCUCUCCACACUGACCCUGAGUACCCAACAGGAUUAUUAUGAGGACAACAGCAUUCGAACCAUGUUUCCAGAGAAUGAGGGGGUCCAGGGGGAGAGAGAGAGCCCUAUGGCCUUCCGCAGCCUCCCAGAGGGAGCCUUGGAUGAUGUGACCUCAUGCCUGGUGAAGAUGCCAGAGACAAGAGAUGGUCACACGGUGACUCUGGUGGAUGAUGUUAUCAGACUGCAGAAGAACCGGGAUUUGCUGGAAGAAGAAGAGAAGAAGAUGAUAGUGAAAAAGAUGAUGAGGCAGAUCCAAGAGGAGCCACUGGAUUCCCUCUCCAGCUCCAUCCGGAGGCAGGCCAUGGAGACGCUGACCCAGCUGAGUCACACCAAGCCUAACCUGAGUGUGCGUGAGCGAGUAGAGUUGGUGAACACGUGUGUGCAGAGUGUGUUCUCACUGCCUUCUGUGCAGGCUAUGCAGGAGAAAGAUGAGGCCAAGGCAGAGGCCAUCCAGACACUCUACCAUCAGACCCUGGAUGCCCUGCAGACACUGCUCAUUGCCCUCUUUAUUGAAGACCCCACCCCUGCUGGGCUGAAGAGUAUCUUGGAGCCUCUGGGGCCCUGGAUGAACUCUGGAAAGGCCCAUGAGCGAGCUCGGGCUGUGAACAGCAAUGUCUCUGUACUGAACCACACACUUCUGACACUGCCUUUCUUUAUGUCCUCGGGCUUCCCCGCUCUGGGUCUGCUACUGGGGAGGCUCCUUCUCCGCAUUGGGGACCCUGACGAGGAGAUUGGCCGGGAGGCGCUGGAUGGCAUCACCAUCCUCUACACUAUUCUGGAGCUCCAGAAACGAUCCAGAGACAAGGAAGAUACCAACAAGAUGGAACUGUAUGAGAGCAACAAGCGCUUUCUAGGGCCCUACAACCCUGUCAGCCCGUGCCAGAACAUUCUCCGUGUCAUUGCGGAGUUUGGAGACUUCCUGGGGCCCCAGCAGGUCAAGGACCUGCUGCUGACUGCCCUGGAAGGGCUGAAGGGCGGCUCAGAGACUCGGGGGAAAGAGUCUGGGGAGAUGAUGCAGCUGGCGUCGGAAGUCACGCUGAGCUCAGUGCUGGAGUGGUACCGCCACAGAGUGUUAGAGGUGAUCCCAGAAAUCAUGCAGGGCAUCUAUACCCAGCUGAGUUACAUUCAGGAGCCACGGGCCCGUGAGGUGGCCCUGCUGCCUGUGUCCCUCCUGGCCAGCUCCUUCAUGACAGAGGUUGUGGUGGCGCUGCUCAUGUGUCCCCUCCCACUGGACAGCAAUGGAGCAGAGAUGUGGAGGCAGUUAAUACUACGCAAGCCCAGCUGUGAUGUCCGGGACCUGCUGGAUCUGCUCCUGACCAGCCUGAAGGAGAAGCCUGUCACCAAGAAGGGCAGGGCCUCCAUUGUGCCCCUGGCGGCAGCCAGCGGCCUGUGUGAGCUCCUGUCUGUCAACAGCUGUGUGGGCCGUGUGAGGCGCAUCUACCCCCAGCUGCUCCUGGCCCUGCUCAUUCAAGUCCACUACCACAUUGGCCUCAACCUGCCUGGCCGCAUCCCCCCUCCUAGCAAGGACAUGGAGAAUGAUGCACAGAAUCUCCCAUUUGUACCUGUUCGCUGGGUGGUGAGGGUGGUGAAGACCCUGCUGCUGAAGAUGGGCUGCUCUUACGAGGCCACAUUUCUGGAGGACCAAGGGGGCUGGGAGCUCAUGGGGCAGGCAGAAAACCACCAUCGCGCAGUGUCUCUGCUGGCAAGGGCCAUGGUGCAGUACUCCUGCCAGGAGUUGUGCCGCAUCCUCUACCUACUCAUCCCACUCCUGGAGCGCGGCGACGAGAAGCACAAGAUCACAGCCACUGCCUUCUUCGUGGAGCUGCUCCAGAUGGAGCAGGCACGCCGGAUCCCCGAGGAGUACUCUCUUGGGAGGAUGGUGGAAGGCCUGAGUCACCGCGAUCCCAUCAUGAAGGUGCUAUCCAUCCGAGGCCUGGUCAUCCUGGCCCACAGAUCUGAGAAGAUGGCCAAGGUUCAGGCCCUCCUGCCAUCCAUGGUGAAGGGCUUGAGGAGUGUGGAUGGCAUGCUGGUGGUGGACGCAGCCCACAACCUCAAGACCAUCUUCAAAGGGCAGGGCUGGAAGCUGACGGACAGCUCUGUCUACGUGGAGAUGCUACAGAUCCUGCUGCCCCACUUCAGUGAUUCAAGAGAGGAUGUGCGAAUCUCCUGUAUCAACCUGUAUGGGAAGGUGGUCCAGAAGCUCCGGGAGCCCCGCACCCAAGCCAUGGAGGAGCAGCUGAUCGGCACCCUGGUGCCCCUACUUCUGGUUAUGCAGGAUGGCAACCCUAAGGUGGUUCAGAAAUGUUUGAAGACCCUGUUCCGUUGCUCCUGCUUCAUGGCUUGGGAGUUACCCAAAAGAGCAUAUAGCCGGAAGUCCUGGGACAACCAGCAGCAGACAGUGGCCAAAAUCUGCAAGUACCUUGUGAACACCCACCGAGAUAGCGCCUUGACUUUCCUCAACCAGAGCCUGGAGUACACCAAGAACCCACAGGCCUCCCUCCGGAAGUCCUCGGUCAUGUUCAUAGGGUCCCUGGUCCCCUGCAUGGACAGCAUAAUGACGGAAGAUCGGCUGAAUGAAGUGAAAGCCACUGUGGAAAACUUGAGGCAUGAUCCAGAAGCAUCAGUAUGCAUCUAUGCAGCCCAGGCCCAGGAACACAUCCUGUCCAGCUGCUGGAGGAAUUCUUGGCCACUUCCACACGGGGACUCAUGGGUGUGUGACCCGGCCACCACGCACCGCUGGAACCCCAGCUGCGAGAACCUGCCCGCUUCCCACCAGCGGCGCUCCUGGAUCAUGCAGGCCCUGGGCUCCUGGAAGAUGUCCUUGAAGCAGUAAUGUCACACAGCCACAGCCCCCACCUUCAAGCUGUCCAAGCACAGACAUGGACACAUAAAUGCCACAUGGCUUCCCUCUC
Messenger RNA from Dipodomys ordii (Ord's kangaroo rat), 3955 nucleotides. It is a transcript of the gene Mroh7, whose product is annotated as maestro heat-like repeat family member 7. Gene Ontology annotation, cellular component: cytoplasm. NCBI's taxonomy places the organism in Eukaryota, Metazoa, Chordata, Mammalia, Rodentia, Heteromyidae. The transcript is spliced from 22 exons. Bases 1 to 3876 code for a protein of 1291 amino acids. The record is from RefSeq and is a predicted model, not a curated record.